AGCAAACAAUUUCCAGGCCCGCCGCGUCCAGCCCGAAAUAUGGGGAAAAAAUUACAGAAAAAUCGGAGAACACUGUAAAGGGUGGAAACGGGGCGCAGAGGGGAUGCUGAGGCUCCCGCGACCAGUAAAAAUGGGAAGUACUGGAUUCUGGUUUCCUCCAAGAAGAGUCAGCGGAACUGGUUAAGACCAAAAUCUGAGGACUUUAGUGGGCAAACAUCAGUCCCCUUUUGCUUUCUUUUACGACCACAUGAAACUUGAGAAGCCAUCUAAAGCUAAAUCAUUUAGUGGAGUUGGGCAAUUCCCAAGUGUCCAACAAGAAGGCCUGGUUUAGGCUGCGAUGGCCACUGUCAUUCCUGGUGAUUUGUCAGAAGUAAGAGAUACCCAGAAAGUCCCUUCAGGGAAACGUAAGCGUGGUGAAACCAAACCAAGAAAAAACUUUCCUUGCCAACUGUGUGACAAGGCCUUUAACAGUGUUGAGAAAUUAAAGGUUCACUCAUACUCUCACACAGGAGAGAGGCCCUACAAGUGCACACAACAAGACUGCACCAAGGCCUUUGUUUCUAAGUACAAAUUACUAAGGCAUAUGGCUACUCAUUCUCCUGAGAAAACCCACAAGUGUAAUUAUUGUGAGAAAAUGUUUCACCGAAAAGAUCACCUAAAGAAUCACCUACAUACACACAAUCCCAACAAAGAGGCCUUUAAGUGUGAAGAAUGUGGAAAGAACUACAAUACCAAGCUUGGGUUCAAACGUCACCUGGCUUUGCAUGCUGCAACAAGUGGUGACCUCACCUGUAAGGUAUGUUUGCAGACUUUUGAAAGCACAGGAGUGCUGCUGGAGCACCUAAAAACUCAUGCAGGCAAGUCAUCGGGUGGAGUGAAGGAGAAAAAGCACCAGUGUGAACACUGUGACCGUCGGUUCUACACCCGAAAGGAUGUCCGCAGACACAUGGUAGUGCACACUGGAAGAAAGGACUUCCUCUGUCAGUACUGUGCACAGAGAUUCGGGCGCAAGGAUCACCUCACGCGCCACAUGAAGAAAAGUCACAACCAGGAACUUCUGAAGGUCAAAACAGAGCCAAUGGACCUUCUAGAUCCCUUUACCUGCAAUGUUUCUGUGCCUAUUAAGGAUGAGCUGCUUCCAGUGAUGUCUUUACCUUCCAGUGAACUGACAUCAAAGCCAUUUACAAACACUUUGCAAUUAAAUCUCUACAACACUCAGAUUCAGUCCAUGCAGAGUUCUGCAUCUGCACACCAAAUGGUUGCCACAUCGUUACCAUUGGGAAUGCCUUGUCCAAUAGAUAUGGAGUCUGUCCACCCUUCUCACCAGCUGUCGUUGAAAUACCCACUCGGUACUACCUCAUACUCAAUUUCUAUGCCUGAAAAAGAACAGCCAUUGAAAGGGGAAAUUGAAAGUUACCUAAUGGAGUUGCAAAGUGGUAUGCCUUCUUCAUCCCAGGAUUCUCAAGCAUCUUCAUCAAAACUAGGGCUGGAUCCACAAGUAGGGCCACUAGAUGAUGGGUCUGGGGAAGUUUCCCUUUCCAAGGGCUCCGUUCCUAUUAGUGAACCUCUAAAUGCCCCAUCAUUGGACUUUUCUCAGCUGUUCAACUUCAUACCUGUAAAUGGCCCUCCCUAUAAUCCUUCUGUUUCAGUGGGAAACCUCGGGAUGAGUUAUACGCAAGAGGAGGCACAUUCUUCUAUGACUCAACUCCCGCCACAAACCCAGGAUCCACAAGAUCCUAGCAAUAGUAUAGGUCUUGGGUCUCUGCACUCAUUGUCAGCAGCUUUCACAAGCAGUCUAAGCACAACCACCACCCUACCACGAUUUCAUCAAGCUUUCCAAUAGGAUGUACAAAGCUGGCUUGUUAACUGUCUAUUUGUAGAAAUGCCUUAGGUGACCAUUUUUAACUUAGUGCCUACUAUAAGACAUUAUGAAUUCUCUGCUUUUGUACAGUACCAAUCUCAUGAAGCCAGUAAGAAAUUUAAAUUAACUUUUUUAAAAUGUUUUGAAAGUGUUUAUUUUCAGCUGUGUUUACUUUGGUUUGUUGUUUUUUUUUUUAAACAGUCUCAUUGUAUUGUUUUCAUUUUCACUGCCAAUUUACACAUUUAAAAUGUUCAGUAGAAAGUCGUCCCAAGCAAACUCACAACACUCAUCCCGUUUUUAAAACUUUUUCAACCAUAGCAGCUAGUCUGUUUUAUUAAUGUCAGUGGUAGAACUGCCACUUUUACCUUUUAAUAUAUUCUACUAUUUGCAAAUAAUCCAUUUAAAAUAUGUAUCACAAGGAUUCCUGAGAUUUGGGAAAAUAAAUCUGCAUUCUGUUUCCAAACAAAUCCUCUUCCCAAAUGGUGACACACCUGACCUGUUCUAUAAUGACAAAUCUAAAUUUUUAAAAUUAAUAUAGAAUUCAGAUUUUUCUGAAAACUUGUGUGUGUAUAUAUAGAAGUCCAUAUAUACACAUGUACAUAUAUAUAGCAAUUUGACUUGUAUUGAAGUCAUUAUAAAAGUUGUUAAGAAUUUUGCCAUUUUCUGGCUUAAAUUUUGGUGGCCUGUUAUGGAUAACAGAAGAAAAAAAAAAUUAGUGUAAUUCUCUAAAAUUAGGGCUGAACAGAAUUUCAACAGAGAAUCUCUGCUUGCCUAAAUGACAGAUGUUUCAAGUUGAAUUUGAAACUGUUGUUGUGCUUUCGUGACUCUGGUAUAGGGAAACAGGCAAAAUUAAUGGCUGAUCUUGAAAUAUAAAAGUGUUGUUACGUAGUAAUGCAGAAUAUUUUGUCGCAGUUUUUGUUUGAAUUCUUAACUUGCUGUUUUUGUCUCUUUAGUAGCAUAGAGAGAGUACUGCAUAGGAACCUUCCAGUAGUGUGUUCACGUUUGUAGGCAUCAGUCUUCUCCCCGCUGCCACCGCCAAAGGGUGGAUCAAGUCCAGCCAGAAAGUGUGUACCUAUUUUCAGUUCAAAACUAGUGUGCAGUCAGAAAGUGAAUGUAAAUUUGCAACUACCGGUUUGUUUUGUUUUGUUUUUAUUGGAGUGAUCUUUUCAGUUGUGUUACAUGGUGUGUUAUGUCCUCCUAAGCAACAAGUUAGAUGUUAAUCACACUUUCUACACCUGGGUACUUGGUUAGGGACUUUUUGCCCAUUGCCAAGAUUUAAAGACAGGACUCUUAGGAGUGAAGUAAAAGCAUAUUGCUUACACCACUUUUACCUAAUGCAAUAUAUAUUCUAUUCCCCAACCCCUAAUAACCAAAAGAGGAAAAAAAAACGCUAAAAAAACCAACCAACCCUGUGAUGCAUAAAAGCAAACUAGAUUUGCUGUAAUUCAACAAUAACAUAAUUUUCCUUGUCAUUUUUGUACAAGGAAUUAAAAAAUGGAACUCAAGUACAUUAGUAUCUCUCAACCUAUGAAUAAUGAGAAUUCAUACAAGGUUUUAAGUGGUUAAACUAAAUAUACUUCACAGAAACAAAAGUUGCUCCCAUUUAAGGAGCUCAUGCUCCAGAUGUUUUAUCAGUAGCUCCUACUGUUUUUUUUAAUGCUAGGAGCAAUAUGCAGGUGUAGUUUUACUAUUUUAUACAUACUUGUAUUUAAAUUUUAUUACUGAAAAAUAACAUUUUUAUAAAUGUGUUUGUGUUCCAAAGGCAUUAAAAUAAGGAUGUAUUAAUAAGGAAAAU
Molecule: messenger RNA, 3656 nt
Organism: Melozone crissalis (California towhee)
Lineage: Eukaryota; Metazoa; Chordata; Aves; Passeriformes; Passerellidae
Gene: PLAG1
Product: PLAG1 zinc finger
Exons: 4
Coding region: 338-1843 (501 amino acids)
Biological process (GO): regulation of transcription by RNA polymerase II; cell fate commitment
Cellular component (GO): nucleus; cytoplasm
Molecular function (GO): DNA-binding transcription factor activity; RNA polymerase II cis-regulatory region sequence-specific DNA binding; histone deacetylase binding
Source: RefSeq, a predicted model, not a curated record